Molecule: messenger RNA, 261 nt
Organism: Clunio marinus
Lineage: Eukaryota; Metazoa; Arthropoda; Insecta; Diptera; Chironomidae
Source: the annotation of a GenBank genome assembly
AUGAGACACUCUGGUCGGUCGAAUGCCUGCAGAACAUAUCAUAUGGCCUGUAAAGAUUUUGAGCCAGUUUUCCUACUACUUCAUUCUCUUAAAGUUCUUCAUUUCGUGGCGCAGUAUGUUAAAAUUAUUUCAAAUGAUAUGGAGUAUUUCGCUCGAUCAAAAGCAAAAAACUUGAAAUUCUUCUCUCUUAUUCACGUAGCUUUCAUUUUACAGCUUCGUUUCUUAUCAGGACGGAAAGCAUUGCACGAGCCAGCUUGUUAA